This is a messenger RNA of Macrosiphum euphorbiae (potato aphid), 366 nucleotides long. The record is from the annotation of a GenBank genome assembly. NCBI's taxonomy places the organism in Eukaryota, Metazoa, Arthropoda, Insecta, Hemiptera, Aphididae.
AUGUCAGACAUAAACGAAUUCGAAUGCAUAGAGUGUGCAAAAAAGUUUAAAUUUUUAAAAAACCUAAGAGCCCAUAUAAAAGUAAAUCACCCUCUUUUAGAGUUGGAUGAAAUAGCACCAACAAAAAAACAGAAAAAUAGUGAUUUAUAUAUAUAUACUUGUGACCAAUGUACUAAGUCAUAUUGUCAUCAAAAAAAUUUGACUGAACACAAAAAAGUUGCUCAUCCAAUUUCUCCAGCAAUUGAAAUCGUAGUCCAGUGUGCCACAUUAAACAUUGAGGUACCAAACCAAGUAGAGCAAAAUUUUAUAGCUGCAUCUCUAUUAUUGGAUGUGGACCAAAAUGAAGACCUACCCCAAUAUAAUUAA